AAUCGUAAAAGAAAUAAGUAAAUACAACGUUUAUUUAAACCGAUCUAAAUGAAUAAUGCUACGAAAAACUACGUUAUAAUUCACAUAAAUAAUUGAACGACUAACCUCACCUAAUAUCAUGGAUUUUAAGUUAUGAUAAUGACAGCACAACAUUUUUAAAAUGAUUACUAUCCACUGGUCUUUUUCAAGAAUUCCUGCUUAUUUAUAUUGCCUCAUUAAAUCAGUUUUUCAAAAAUGUGUCAUUACACUUCGUUCACUUACCUACAAUCAUUUUAUGGACCAAAGCUAUGCAGCAGACGUAUGUAUGGAACCUAUGUUUUGGUUUGUAGAUAACUUUACCCAUGCCAUAGGACCCGUAUUUGUUGUUGCUGUGGUAAUUUUAACUGCAUCAGUAGUUUUAAUCGCAUAUUGGAUAGGUAUCCCAUAUUGGUGGAAUAGAAAUGCAAUAGUCUGCAUUGUACUAGUCAUUAUAGGUCAUUGGAUACUUUCAAAUAUAUGUUUUCAUUAUUACAUGGGUGUUGUUACACCUCCGGGUUAUCCCCCACAAGGAGAACUAAUAACAGAAGCUGUUAGUAUAUGUAAAAAAUGUAUUUCGCCGAAACCUCCAAGGACCCAUCACUGUUCAGUUUGCAAUAAAUGUAUUCUUAAGAUGGAUCACCACUGCCCUUGGUUAAAUAAUUGCGUUGGUUACAGAAAUCAUAGGUAUUUCUUCCUUUAUAUGGUUUAUAUGGUUGUCGGAGUGUUAUUUGUAAUUUGCUGUGGCUUUGAUAUCGCCUACACAGCCAUUUUUCUAACCCCUGUUGAUUCUGACGAGCCAGAACUAGAAGGCCAUGCUGUAAAGUUCAAUCAGACUGGAGCUCUUAUACCUGUGACUGAUGCAGAUUAUUUAGAUACAUCACUGUUGGAUGACGAACCAGGUGAAGAAUGUAUAAGUCUUUGGAGAAGAAGAGCAAUAGUUUACAUGACUCUUAUUAAUUGCGGUGUAUUCUUGGCUUUGGGCAUGUUGUCACUCUGGCACGCACAAUUAAUAAGCCACGGUGAAACUAGUAUAGAAGCUAAUAUAAACAAGGCAGAAACUAAUAGAAUGAAGGAAUUGGGUAGGACUUAUGCGAAUCCGUAUAAUUUCGGAAGAAGAAAAAAUUGGAAGAUAUUCCUAGGGCUUAUUCAAGGAAGAUCAUUUGCAAGACACAUACUUCUGCCAUCAGCCCACGAACCAAUAGGAGAUGGAUUGAGGUGGCAUACUAUACAUGAUGAAAUGAUAGAUGAGUGGCCGUAAAUUCUAGUCGUCCAAAGAAAUAACUGAUAUCAUAUUAUAAAUUAAGAAAAUUCAGAGUUAAUUGUAUGUUACGACUAAAGUUGAGGCAUUCCAUUGAAUAAUAUUUAGGAAAGUGUGAGGACAUCGUUUUUUUAUAACAAUCUACCUCAUACUUAAUGUUAUAUUAAGAAUAUAGUCAAAUUGUAAAGAGCUGUUAUUUCUCUGACUAUAUCCUUUAUUGUCAUAAUUUAUAUAUUAUGUAACAUUUCAUUUAUUGAAGUGAUAUUAAGUUACUGUUCUCUGUGUCUGUGAUUGAGUAAGGCUUCUACUAAUUUAGUGUUUUUUUUGUAAAAUCGAACUGUGUUUUAAAGUUUGAAAUUAUAUAUAAAAUAAGUAA
Messenger RNA from Phyllotreta striolata, 1652 nucleotides. The record is from the annotation of a GenBank genome assembly. NCBI's taxonomy places the organism in Eukaryota, Metazoa, Arthropoda, Insecta, Coleoptera, Chrysomelidae.